This is a messenger RNA of Elgaria multicarinata webbii, 6693 nucleotides long. RefSeq names its product scribble planar cell polarity protein (gene SCRIB). Gene Ontology annotation, biological process: embryo development; cell-cell adhesion; neurotransmitter receptor transport, endosome to postsynaptic membrane. The record is from RefSeq and is a predicted model, not a curated record. The coding region runs from base 18 to 6110 and encodes 2030 amino acids. Gene Ontology annotation, cellular component: basolateral plasma membrane; postsynaptic density; postsynaptic membrane. Gene Ontology annotation, molecular function: protein binding. The transcript has 45 exons. NCBI's taxonomy places the organism in Eukaryota, Metazoa, Chordata, Lepidosauria, Squamata, Anguidae.
CCCCGCGGGCGCCGAGGAUGCUGCGCUGCAUGCCCCCGCUGUGGCGCUGCAACCGGCAGGUGGAGGCGCUGGACCGGCGGCACUGCUCGCUGCAGGCCGUGCCCGACGACGUCUACCGCUACAGCCGCUCCCUCGAGGAGCUCCUGCUCGACGCCAACCAGCUCCGCGAGCUGCCCAAGCCUUUCUUCCGACUUCUGAACCUGCGCAAGCUGGGCCUGAGCGACAAUGAGAUCCAGCGCCUCCCUCCCGAGGUGGCCAACUUCAUGCAACUGGUGGAGCUGGACAUCUCCCGCAACGACAUUCCUGAGAUCCCCGAGAGCAUCAAAUUCUGCAAGUCCCUGGAGAUCGCGGACUUCAGCGGGAACCCCUUGUCCAGGCUUCCCGAGGGCUUCACGCAACUGCGCAGCCUGGGCCACCUGGCCUUGAAUGACGUCUCCUUGCAGAGCCUGCCCAACGACAUUGGCAAUCUGGCCAACCUGGUGACCCUGGAGCUUCGCGAGAACCUGCUGAAGUCCCUCCCUGCUUCUCUUUCAUUCCUGGUCAAAUUAGAGCAGCUGGACCUGGGGGGCAACGACCUGGAAGUGCUGCCGGACACGCUGGGCGCCCUGCCGAACCUGCGGGAGCUGUGGCUUGACCGGAACCAGCUUCCAGCGUUGCCCCCGGAGCUGGGCAAUUUGCGCCGCCUGGUCUGUCUCGACGUCUCCGAGAACAAGCUGGAGCAGCUGCCUGGCGAGAUCAGCGGGCUGGUGGCCUUGACGGAUCUGCUGCUCUCCCAGAACUUGCUGGAGUCCAUUCCAGACGGCAUUGGCCAGCUGAAGCAGCUCUCCAUCCUGAAGGUGGACCAGAACCGGCUCGUGGAGGUGACGGAAGCCAUCGGGGACUGCGCAAACCUGUCAGAGCUCAUCCUGACCGAGAACAUGCUGCCGGCCCUGCCCAAGGCCCUGGGGAGACUGGCCACGCUAACUAACCUCAACGCGGACCGGAAUCGACUGACGGCCCUUCCCGCCGAGAUUGGGGGCUGCAGCAGCCUGAACGUGCUCUCCCUCCGGGACAACCGCCUGGAGUUCCUGCCCCCAGAGCUUGCCAGCACCACCGAGUUGCAUGUACUGGAUGUGGCGGGCAACCGGCUGCAGCACCUGCCCUUUGCCUUAACCAAUCUCAACCUGAAGGCCCUCUGGCUGGCCGAGAACCAGUCGCAGCCGAUGCUGAAGUUCCAGACGGAGGACGAUGAGAAGACUGGAGAGAAAGUGCUCACCUGCUACCUCCUUCCGCAGCAGCCCUCCCCCAGCCUAGAGAACCUCCUGCACAAUAGCGUGGAGGAGAGCUGGACGGACACCAACCUCAACCGGGUCAGCGUGAUCCAGUUUGUGGACGAGCCCAGAAUGGAUGACGAGGAGGAGGAAGAGCCUGGGACGGAGAAGAGGGGGCUGCAGCGCAGGGCGACUCCACACCCCAGUGAGCUGAAGUCCAUGAAGAGGGUCAUGGAAGGGCGGCGCAGUGAGGCGUCCGCUGCCAAGCUGAGCGCUGAGCGGGACUCCCCCCGCUGCGAGGAGAAGCGACUGAGCGCCACCUCCAACCGCAGUGAGGACUCCCGAGUCUCCAGCAGCACCAUCUCUGCCAGCGGCCAGGAGGAGGCAGCGGUGAGGCAUGUGCGAGAGACCCCAAGGCCUGGAGAGGCAGCAAGCGCUGCUCUGGAGGAGGAGGGGAGAGCGGAGGAGCAGGGCCGGCUGCGGCAGGAGGCGGCUGCGGCGGAGGAAGCAGCGGCAGACCCAGAGGACGAGCUAGAGGUGGAGUACAGCGAGCCCACGGUGCACUUUGCUGAAGACACGCUGGUCCCCAGUGAGGAUGACGAGGAGGAGGAGGGACGGCCCUUCCCAGUGGGGAAGCAGCGGCUGAUCCGCAAGGACACCCCCCACUACAAGAAGCACUUCAGGAUUGCUCAGUUGCCCCGGCCUGAGGCGGUGGUGGCCCUCCUGCAAGGCUUGAGUGCUGAGGAGGGGCCCCAGGAGGAGGAGGAGGAGGCCGCGGCCGUGGCCGCAGCAGAGGAGGAAGAGGAGCCGGAGCAGGCGGGGUGGGACGAAGAGGAGGCCAGGAAUGGGGCGCCGGCUAUCCCACCCUCUGUCAAGGGGGUGUCGUUUGAUCAAGCCAAUAACCUGCUGAUUGAGCCUGCUCGCAUUGAGGAGGAAGAGCUGACUGUGGUCAUUGUGCGGCAGACGGGGGGGCUUGGCAUCAGCAUUGCGGGGGGCAAAGGCUCCACCCCCUACAAGGGAGAUGACGAGGGGAUCUUCAUUUCCCGUGUGUCCGAGGAGGGCCCGGCAGCCCGUGCAGGGGUGCGGGUGGGGGACAAGCUCCUGGAGGUGAACGGUGUGUCGCUGCACCACGCCGAGCACCACGUGGCUGUGGAGGCCCUGCGGGGCUCCGGCAGCAGCGUCUCCAUGACGGUCCUGCGGGAGCGGAUGGUGGAGCCGGAGAACGCCAUCACGGUGACGCCGCUGCGGCCGGAGGACGACUACAGCCCGCGUGAGCGCCGGGAGGGCCUGCUGCUGUUCCCGGAAGGGCCCGAGGGAUCCGGGCCCCAGGCCCAGAGGCUCUCUGCCUGCCUGAUGCGGAACGAGCGGGGGCUGGGCUUCAGCAUAGCCGGGGGCAAAGGCUCCACGCCCUACCGGCCUGGGGACACGGGGAUCUUCAUUUCGCGGAUCGCGGAGGGGGGCGCGGCGCACCGGGACGGGACCCUGCAUGUGGGCGACAGGGUCAUCUCGAUCAAUGGGGUAGACAUGACGGAAGCCAGGCAUGAUCAGGCCGUAGCGCUGCUUACUGCCGCCUCCCCCACCAUCGCGCUGCUGGUCGAGAGAGAGGCCGCCGCCACCGCCGCCGCUGCUGCCACCCAGCCCAGCCAGGGAGACCUGCCCCCGGGGGGGCAGCGAGGGCAGCGGGUGCACUCCCCUCCGCCCCCGCCCGGCCCAGGGGAGAGCCCGCCUGAGGAGACGCCCCCGCCCCACCAGAGCCACCUGCCCCCGAAGCUGGAGGGCCAGUACCCCAUCGAGGAGGUGUGCCUGGUCAAAGCAGGGGGGCCGCUCGGGCUCAGCAUUGUGGGGGGCAGCGACCACUCCAGCCACCCCUUUGGCAUCCACGAGCCUGGGGUCUUCAUUUCCAAGGUCAUCCCCCGGGGCCUGGCCUCCCGCUGUGGGCUGCGCGUGGGGGACCGCAUCCUGGAGGUGAACGGCAUCGCUCUCCGCCAUGCGACGCACCAGGAGGCCGUGAGCGCCCUGCUCUCCAACACGCAGGAGCUGAGGAUGGUGGUCAGGCGGGACCCUCCCCCGCCCGGGAUGGAGGAGAUCUGCAUUGAAAAGAGGCCGGGAGAAAAACUGGGCAUCAGCAUCCGAGGCGGCGCCAAGGGCCACGCGGGCAACCCCUUCGACCCCACGGACGAGGGCAUCUUCAUCUCCAAGGUCAGCUCCACAGGGGCUGCAGCCCGCGACGGCCGGCUGAAAGUGGGCCUGCGCAUCCUGGAGGUGAAUCACCAGAGCCUGCUGGGCAUGACGCACACGGAGGCGGUCCAGAUCCUGCGCGCCAUAGGGGACACUCUGCUGGUGCUCGUCUGCGAUGGGUUUGACCCCAAGGCUGUGGUGGCCAUGGAGAUGUCUCCGGGGAUCAUCGCCAACCCCUUUGCGGCCGGCGUGGGGCGCAAGAACAGCUUGGAGAGCAUCUCGUCCAUUGACCGGGACCUCAGCCCGGAGGAGCUGGACAUUCUCCAGAAGGAGAUGGAGAUGGUGAGGGAGACGACCCAGUGGGAGAGGGAAGCGAUGGAGAAAGUGGAGCGGAUGCGCAGGGAGCAGGAGACGGCUGCACAGCUGCUGACGGAGGAGGAGGAGGAGGAGGCCGAGGACCUGGGCACGGAGCCCCUGCAGCUGAACUACCGGACCCUGGCGGCCCUCCCCAACACCGGCCUCCAGAGAGCCCCCCGCAGUCUUCUUCCCCGUUGUGAAAUGGAAAGGGACUCCCUGGUGCUUCCCCUGUUGGUUCCCCCCUGCUCGGACCCGGGCCAGGCGAGCGGCGGCAGCGGCGCGCCUCUUUCGGCAGCCGGGGGGGCUGCCCUCCUGCUGCAGCCUGAGGAGGAGGAGCAGAGCUUGGUGGACUCUCAGCCCAUCCCUUUCAGCGCCAACCCCUUUGUGGUGGCCAACCGGCAGGGCAAGGCGUGCUUGGGGGGGCCCCCCCUGGGCUACGGCCAGAGGGGCGUGCUGAAGACGAGCCUCUGUGCCCAGGCAAGCAGCGUGGCCGGACCGGCCAACAGAGUGCCGUGCUGUGUUGCUGCUGCCUCCCCGGCUGCAUGCUGCCGGGCGGAAAGGCCGCCUGCUCUGCCUGCCUGCCUGCCGGCGUGUUCUGGGGCUGCCUGCCUGCCUGCCUGCCUCCCUCCUCAGCUGGGGUCUUCGGCUGGACGUGGGGGGGGGGCGGCAGGGGGCUCUUCCUUGGGCUGCAGCCCACCCCAGAUCUUGCCUGCGUGUGCCUGCGUUGCUGUGCAGUGCAUGGAGGAAUCGAGCCUGGCAGGGGAAGGUGAACUGGGAACAGCCUGGCGAGACCCCCCUGGCAACGCACAGCCCUGUGCCGCCUCCCGGCCUGCCCACCUGGUGGGCAGAGAGACCCGCUUCGCCUCUGUGCAUUUUGUCCCCACCCACAACGAAAGCAAGGCGACCAAGCCAGGCACGAUCCAGCCCUUCUCGCGCUUACGCCCAGCCCCGGCCUCCUCAGCUGCUCCCUGUGAAGGCCGGGACAGCCCCAACCCGUUCCAGCAGCCUGAGCUGCACUCCAGCACCCACGACUCUCCGCGCGCUCCCCGUGCCUCCUCGCCAGACGAGCUCCCCGUCAGCGCCAAGCAGGCCUACAAGGCCUUUGCAGCCGUCCCUGUCCCGCAUCUGCCGCUGGAGCCGGAGGAGCCACAGAGGCAGGAGAUGGUGGAGAAGUCUCCAGGCCCCUCUGAGACUGCCCCACCGGGGGCUUUGCCCAGCCCAGAGCAGCGCCCCUUCCGCGAGAGGCAGAAGUACUUUGAGGUGGAGCUGAAGCAGCGGCCGGUGGAGAAGCCGCCCAAGCGGGUGUCCCUGGUUGGGGAAGACGACCUGAAGAAGAUGAAGGAGGAGGAAGCUCGCAAACUGCAGCAGAAGCGAGCCCAGCUGUUGGAGGAGGAGGACGAGGAGGAUGAGGAGGAGGAAGCGGAGGGCGUGAGAAGGCCCCCCCCAGGCACAAGUGCCCCCUCCAGCAUCUUCAUUGAGGGAAUCGAGUACAAAGUCGAGAAGCUGGACGGGAGCAGGCAGCUGUCCCCGACGGCAGUGUCUUGGUUCUCAGAGCCCGACCGGCACAACGGCUCGCAGAGGAACUCCCUGGAGGAGGGCCUGAAGCUGGAGCCACGGCCCACGUCCACGGCUAGGCUGAGCCCGCCUUGCCCCAGAGGUGGGGAGCUGGGGGCGCCCGUCAGGACAGCGAAAGCUGAGCGGAGGCAUCAGGAGCGGCUCCGUGUGCAGAGCCCGGAGCUCCUCAGCGCCCAGGAGAAGAAGCAGGAGCUCUCCCCGGCCGAGAGGCGGGCCCUGGAAGCGGAGAAGCGGGCCAUGUGGCGGGCAGCCCGGAUGAAGUCCUUGGAGCAGGACGCGCUCAAAGCCCAGAUGGUGAUUGCCAAGUCCAAGGAGGGGAAGAAGCGCAGCACGCUGGAGCAGCUGGCGGAGUCGCCCUCCCCGGCCCCCACCCCCUCACCAACCCCCCUGGAUGAAUUCAGCUCCCGGAUCGUCGCAUCGCCAGGCAGACUGGUAGGAGGCGGGCCCAUGGCGCGGUCUGUGCCUGAAAAGAAGUUUCUCUACAGGGAAUUUGCUGCCAUUCCUUCUUCCAAACCUGUUUAUGAAAUCCAGACUCCAGAUGGCGGCGACGCCUGCAGGCUCCUCAACGAUGCCGGCAGCUCAGUGAGUCAGGAGCAAGAUGGACAGGCAGAGGACCAGGAGGAACCGCCGCCGCCGCCACCCCCCUCUGCGGCCCCCGGCGCAUCCCCUCGGGAGGAGACGGGGCUCUUUGGUGGCCAGCGCGUGCUCCGGCACGGCCAGCACAGCUUGGAAGCGGCCGUCCCCACAUAGGAGACCUGCCUUCGGCGGCUGUGAGCAAAUAACACCAAGCCAGGGGCCAGCUCUGUGGACAGCGUGGAACGGGGCCAGCUGGCCCCUGCAUGGACCCCGGGCAGAACACCUCCCCGGAGGCUUAGCCGGCACCUCUCAGGCCGUGGGUCUCCCUCCUCUCCCCACAAGGCUCUGGGACAGUGAAGAGCAGCAGCGGCAGGGCUAAGGGAGGCCCGUGGCAUGGCAUGAAUGUUUCUGCUGCUUGGGCGUGUGUGUGCAGCGGCUGCCACAGCCACCUGACCGCUGCCUGCGGGAGCCCCAGCAGACCUUUGCCAAACCGCAGGUGAGGUGGCCCCCCUCCUACCACCUCCCCCCGCUCCAGGGCAGCGGAUGGCCCCCGAGAGAGAGGGGGCAAAGCUUUACCCUGUGCUGCCGUUUCCUGCCUCUUUCUCGUCCGAGAGCCUGGCCAUCCUAUCGGUGCCCAGGGGGGCAGGGGCAGCCUGCAGGAACCGGUGCCUCAGUCUGCUUCACCAGGUAGGAGGGAAAUGCCCGAGAGCUGCCCGGGGCAAGCCAAGGUGGAGCCGUGAGGGGGGGUGGGGGGGCA